This is a messenger RNA of Serpula lacrymans var. lacrymans S7.9, 348 nucleotides long. RefSeq lists its product as uncharacterized. The transcript is spliced from 5 exons. NCBI's taxonomy places the organism in Eukaryota, Fungi, Basidiomycota, Agaricomycetes, Boletales, Serpulaceae. Bases 1 to 348 code for a protein of 115 amino acids. Gene Ontology annotation, biological process: spliceosomal snRNP assembly; mRNA splicing, via spliceosome; nuclear-transcribed mRNA catabolic process. Gene Ontology annotation, molecular function: U6 snRNA binding. Gene Ontology annotation, cellular component: spliceosomal tri-snRNP complex; U6 snRNP; P-body. The record is from RefSeq and is a predicted model, not a curated record.
AUGUUGCCUCUUUCACUACUGAAUGCUGCGCAGAACAAGCCAAUGUUGGUUGAACUUAAGAAUGGAGAGACAUUCAACGGCCAUCUCGUCAACUGCGACAAUUUCAUGAACAUAACGCUCAGAGAAGUAUAUCAGACCAGCGCGGAGGGUGAUCGCUUUUGGAAACUAAGAGAGUGCUAUAUCAGGGGCAGUACGAUAAAAUACCUCCGCGUCCCUGACACCCUACUUGACGCCGUGAAAGAUGAGCAGACACGUGCACGCGAGGCUGGGCGGAGUGCGAGGGGAUCCGGUGCUGGUAGCAGGGGUGGCCCACAAAGAGGUGGACGCGGUCGUGGACGGGGAGCGUAG